Molecule: messenger RNA, 2066 nt
Organism: Phoenix dactylifera (date palm)
Lineage: Eukaryota; Viridiplantae; Streptophyta; Magnoliopsida; Arecales; Arecaceae
Product: VQ motif-containing protein 4
Source: RefSeq, a predicted model, not a curated record
GCACUCACUUUCUCCCCCACCUCCGUUCCUCCUUUUCCUCCAUUUCCUGUGUUUCUUUUUUUUCCCCCAACCACCCACAAAAGGAGAGAGAGAGAGAGAUUCAAUACUUCUCUCCCUUUCAUUCCUCCCACUCAUCCACCACGCCAUCUCCAGUCUCCCGAUCCUUCACUGCUCCUCCAUCUGCUAAAAAGGACGGGUUUUUACCUCAGGCAUCAAUGGAAAACCACCCAAAAACCCAAGACAAGGCGAGCGCCCCUCUCCAAGCCUCCUCCCUUAACACCACCAGCAAUAGCAACAGCAAUUACAGUAAUGGAGCAACCACAUCGUCGCCACCAUCAGCUCCACCACCGCUGACUCCAAAAUCCAUUCCGAAAGCCCCCGAAGUUAAUCCCUACCCGACCACCUUCGUCCAGGCCGACACCUCCUCCUUCAAGCAAGUCGUCCAGAUGCUCACCGGCUCCACCGAGACCGCCGCCGCCGCCGCCGCCACCGCCUCCUCCUCCGCUGCCGCCUCCAAAGGCCCGAUCGCUCCCGCCGCCAAGCCUCCCGGCCCAAAGAAGCCGGCUUUCAAGCUCUACGAGCGUCGCAACAGCCUAAAGAACCUCAAGAUCACCAGUCCUCUCAUUCCCGCCUACUUUGCUUCCUAUUCCAACCCAGAUUCGCCCGUCGGCGCCACCGCCUUCUCUCCUCGGAUGCAGCCGGAGAUCCUGUCGCCGAGCAUGCUGGAUUUUCCCUCCCUGGCGCUCAGUCCGGUGACGCCGCUCAUACCCGAUCCCUUCAACCGCCCGCCACACCCGUGCUCGGAGGCCGCCAAGCUGGCGGAGGACCGGGCGAUCGCCGAGAAGGGUUUCUAUCUGCACCCAUCGCCGAGGACCACGCCGAGGGAUGCCGAGCCUCCACGGCUCCUGCCGCUGUUCCCGGAGACCUCUCCCAGCGUCUCUUCUUCUCCUUCUCCCGUCACCACUUCUUCUCCCUCUCCUUGAGAUUUUAACUUUGGGGACCUGUAUCUUUAUUUCUCCUUUACUCCUUUGAUUUGUUAGAGGGAGAUGGGCUUAUCCAAUAUUUGCUUGCUUGCUCGAUAGCACAGUUCUCUGCUUCAAUUGUACAAUUUGACCUCCUCUUCUCGUAUUAUUAUGCUUGUGAUGCAAACCGACCACCAUGAGAUGAAUGAUCCCUGGAAGCUGGUUUCCUUUCUUUUUUUCCCCCUUUUUUCCUCCCCCCGCUCUUCAUUACUAGCUUUCGUUUUCCUUCUUUUACUUUGUCAAUCCUUUUGGUGUUGACCAUGGAGCAGGGACUGAGAAUCUAACUCAUAUUAAAUGAGAGUGAAGAAAUGGAAGCUAACACAAUAUCUUUAUCAGUCCCUUCUCCAAUUGACAUUUCUAUGUGAGAGUGUGGAAUAAGGAUGCUGAGCUUGAUGGAGGCGAAGGUGGGCCAGAGUUGUUAAAAAGGAUGUCAAAUUGAAGAAGUAGAAGGCCCAUUUCCCAUUCUCGAUUUAGGAUAAUGGACCGGAGCUACGUUUUAGGACCUGAUCACAUGGGCUGAGGUAUCUCAACUUCAAAGGUUUCGUGGGCUUUUUGGAUCCCAAUGCACAAUUAUACACAACUGGACAGGCGAGAAAAAGUAAAAGGGCCGACCAGUGGGAGCUAUGUCGUCUAAAUUUGUAUAGGGGUUGUAUCUUUUGGCAGGUAAAUAGGAUUCACCUUUCUUCGAGCGUAUAUCCUCUAUUGGUCGCUUUGAGAUUUAUGCAGAUAGAUGAAUGAUAGAGUUUGGAGUGUUUCGAGCAGUGUGUGAUCCACUGGUGGAUUUGUGUGACGGAGGGUGAAUCCUUCUUUCGAGCAAAAGCUACAACCCUUAUCCAGUGGCAUCGUGCUCCAGACCAGUCAAUGCCUGUGGUAGCAAUGGAUUGAGGCAGGAGAGAGUGACCAACCUCUCAGUUAGUCAUGGACCGAAUUCCGCAUUGAAAGUAUGGUCUCGAAUGAUGGUGAUGGUUAUUAUAAGAGUUACAACCACUUUUCAUUAUAUCGUGGAGGUAAGCAAUAUGAAAAAAUAGAGCUGUUAUUAUUUUU